CGGAUGCUAUUUUGUUUGAAAAGGUGGAAACUAGUUUGCCAAUGGCUUGGAGCCUGACCAAAUUGUUGGCUAAACUCAUUAAAUAUGCUAAGCAAGAUAGUUUACAUUCUCGUCGCCUGGCAUUACAAUAUUUAGUCAAUAAAAAAAAAAUAGAAGACAAAGAAGGCAAAAAGUUGUUGGAUAAAUUAUUUUCUGACUUAAAAGAAAGAUAUAAAGAUCGAGCCGGCGUUAGCUCAGUGGCAGAGCAUCCGGCUGUUAACCGGCAGGGGAGCAAAAAGCAAAAGUUUUUCAAUGAUAAAGAGCCUCAAAAAUACCACGGAUUUGUAGUAGUUGACUCAGAAGUAAAAGUUAUACCGGACGAAGAAAACAUUAAUUUUGGGAUGCCACCGUUAGGUAAAGAAUAUAAGUUCAUUGUUAAUUUAGGAGGAGCAAAAACAGCAAAAUUUAAUAUCAAUAAUUCAAAUACCAUGGUUUUAAAAACCCCAGAAUAUUUUGAAAAUACGGUUAAGAAAGUUGGGUUUUGGGACAGUGAAAAUUAUUUUUAUGAACUAGAUAAAAAACAAGAAAAACCAACCAAAAGUCCAAAUAAAAGCCAGUCAAAGGCAGAAAAUAAAAGUGAUUGA
Ambispora leptoticha is the source of this 623-nucleotide messenger RNA. NCBI's taxonomy places the organism in Eukaryota, Fungi, Glomeromycota, Glomeromycetes, Archaeosporales, Ambisporaceae. The record is from the annotation of a GenBank genome assembly.